AUGUCGUCGCCAGUAGCAGACCUCGAGUCUGGUCUCAAUGUCAUGCUCGGCAAUAAGCCACCGGGUGUUUCUGGCUCGCAAAUCAAGAACAUCACAGCGCUCUGCGUCAACAACGUUCAGUCCGAAUCCGUUCUCAUUCAGAAGAUCUUUACUCACUUCAAGAAAACCCCGGGCACUCACAAACUAGGUGUUCUCUACGUUGUAGAUUCUGUGACUCGCCGCUGGAUAGAUCAAGCCAAGCAACAGAACCAGACAAUCAAUAGCUCAGCUCCUGACGGUACAUACGCUGCUGGUGUGCAUAGAGUAACAGAGUUGAUCCCUGUAUUGAUGAAUGACAUUCUUCAAUCUGCCCCUGAAGACCAAAAGGAGAAAAUUAAGAAACUUGUCGACAUUUGGGAAAAGGGACAAACCUUCCCGGCAACACUAAUCGAGUCAUUCAAGCAAAAGCUGAAUGCUCCCAAAAGUAAGUUAUCAUCAGUGCUUCUAGGAGAUACUCAACGCGAUAUCUUCAUCGUCGCCCACGUGGAUCGAUUGUCUAAUCUUUGCGGUCUCCCGGCAGAUGAAUCUACAACCCCCAUCGGUAGCCCCCCUCCGGGCCCGGGACUACCUGGUCUACCCGGCUUCAACGUUGCUGCUGCCAAUGACAAGCCGGCGGCCUUUGGUGCCCCAAGCGACAUCAUGGAGGCACUCAAGAAGAUAGCCCAGCAGAACAGUAGUGUCGCGCCGAGCAAUAGUGCUGUCCCAGCUCUCACUCCAGCUUCAGACUCCUAUUAUGUCCGAAGCGCAUCAGCUCAGCAGAAUGGUGCCGCGCAGCAACAGCCUCCGCCUCUGCCUGUAACUCAGAGCCAGCCUUCAUUUCCGUUCUCUGCUGCACCGCCGCCGUCUGUGAACCCGGCGAUGCCUUUUGCGUAUCCUCCGUCGGCUCCUGCCCCGGCACAUGUUCCUGCGUAUCCCGUGACUGCUAGUAGCCAGCCUGGUGGAUUUCCUGGUAUCGCAGCUAUCCCCCCGCCAGUUCCUGGAGUAGACCCGGCCGCAGCCCAGCAGGUUCAGUUGAUCCAGCUCCUAGCUCAGCAAGGUAUACCUGCAGAGAAUAUUCCUGCUUUGUUGGCGGCUUUUCAGACCAAUGUGCCUCCCGUAACUCAGUCGGCUCCCAUUCCGGCCGCACCAGCAGGCCCACUUCCGUAUAGUAAUUCGUGGGGUCAAGAUCAGUCCCGCUCAGAUAUGUCGCAGAACCGCAACUACGGCGGCAGAUCUCCCAAUAGGUAUCAAAAUCGGUCGCGAUCGAGAUCACCGACACGCCACUGGGGAUCCCGCGACUCGCCCCGGGGCAGAAGUGAUCGCGGACACGGCGGUUACGGACGUGAUUCGCCAGCCCAUGGCCGAGAUGACCGUUCUGGCUGGGGCGGAGAUUAUCGUCAACGAAGCCCGCCUGGACGUAGAGGCCGCAGCUCGUCCCCCCAGCGAUUUGACCAACCCCAGCCCGGUCAAAAAUGGGUAGAAUUCGAUCGUAGUCUCCCAUCUGGCCACAUUAAAGUCCUAAGCCGUACCUUGUUUGUUGGAGGUGUCACAUGCUCGGAAGCUGAGCUGCGGAGCAUGUUCAACAGGAGUGGACAAGUGCAGACAUGCAUUGUAAACAAGGAUAAGAGACAUGCAUUUGUCAAGAUGGUUACACGCAAAGAUGCAGUGGCUGCCAAGGAGGCCAUGGAGAAUAGCCAGUACAGGACACGAUGGGGUGUUGGUUUUGGCCCCCGAGACUGCAGUGACUACUCGAGCGGCAUCAGCAUCAUUCCGAUCAACAAGCUGACUGAGGCGGACCGAAAGUGGAUGUUGACGGCCGAGUGGGGUGGCAGCGGAGGGCGGUCGAUUGAGUCAGGCAUGGUUGUCGAGGAGCCCGACAUCGAGAUUGGUGCCGGCGUCUCAUCCAAAGCCAUCAGUCGACGGAUGCAGACCGAUCGGGGAGGCAAGCACGGCCCCAAGUCUAGCAGAGGCGAUGACGAGGAGAACUUGGGAAGAUGGCGACGGAACAAGGAAAACAACCCCCGCCGAGAGGACCAGCGCGGCGACAACAGGGAAUUCGGCAACAGCCAGCAGCCUAUGGUUCCUGAUUUUCCUUACGGCAUUCCCACAGGAAACAAUGGGAUGCCGAUAUUCCCUCCGGGCUUCGCUUUUCCGAUGCCGCCAAGCCAGUAG
Messenger RNA from Pestalotiopsis fici W106-1, 2190 nucleotides. RefSeq lists its product as uncharacterized. The record is from RefSeq and is a predicted model, not a curated record. Gene Ontology annotation, cellular component: nucleus. Lineage: Eukaryota; Fungi; Ascomycota; Sordariomycetes; Amphisphaeriales; Sporocadaceae. The coding region runs from base 1 to 2190 and encodes 729 amino acids. The transcript is spliced from 6 exons. Gene Ontology annotation, molecular function: RNA binding.